AUGGCUGAAAUCCGCCGCAAGCUUGUCAUCGUGGGUGAUGGUGCCUGCGGUAAGACUUGUCUUUUGAUUGUCUUCUCCAAGGGUACCUUCCCUGAGGUCUAUGUCCCCACCGUCUUCGAGAACUACGUGGCCGAUGUCGAAGUUGAUGGCAAGCGUGUCGAGCUUGCUCUUUGGGAUACGGCUGGUCAGGAAGAUUAUGACCGUCUCCGUCCUCUUUCGUAUCCCGACUCUCACGUCAUCUUGAUCUGUUUCGCGGUUGACUCGCCCGAUUCCCUUGACAACGUUCAGGAGAAGUGGAUUUCCGAAGUGCUUCACUUCUGCCAGGGGCUCCCCAUCAUUCUCGUUGGUUGCAAGAAGGAUCUUCGCAACGACCCUAAGACCAUUGAAGAGUUGACCAAGACUUCUCAGAAGCCGGUCACCUCCGAACAGGGAGAGGAAGUUCGCAAGAAGAUCGGGGCCUACAAGUACCUCGAAUGCUCUGCACGAACCAACGAGGGUGUCCGUGAGGUCUUCGAGGCUGCCACCCGGGCCGCCCUCUUGACUAAGACUCACAAGAAGAAGAAGGGGUGCACCAUCCUGUAA
Molecule: messenger RNA, 582 nt
Organism: Aspergillus alliaceus
Lineage: Eukaryota; Fungi; Ascomycota; Eurotiomycetes; Eurotiales; Aspergillaceae
Gene: rho1
Product: Rho family GTPase RHO1
Exons: 5
Coding region: 1-582 (193 amino acids)
Biological process (GO): small GTPase-mediated signal transduction
Molecular function (GO): GTPase activity; GTP binding
Source: RefSeq, a predicted model, not a curated record